This is a messenger RNA of Trichomonas vaginalis G3, 852 nucleotides long. RefSeq names its product DNA/RNA polymerases family. The transcript has a single exon. The coding region runs from base 1 to 852 and encodes 283 amino acids. The record is from RefSeq and is a predicted model, not a curated record. NCBI's taxonomy places the organism in Eukaryota, Parabasalia, Trichomonadida, Trichomonadidae.
AUGAGGUUGCAAGAACUUCAAGAUGCUAUAAACAAACUUCCAUUGAGACAUCCAAUUGACGUCAAAUUGUAUUGGAGAGCAUCUGAGUUAGGUCAGAAGGUUUUAUAUGAAACAGGUUGCUUCGACGAUGUUUAUGAGAUAACAGGAGAAGUUUCUCAGAAGAUAAGAGACUCGCUUGAAUUUCCACAAACUGGACCGAUUGGUUGCGACAAGUUUGACUCAUAUGAAAAGAUAUACUAUGUCGACCUUAACGCUGCGUACAUGAGGUUUGUCCAAUAUAUUCCAACUGGAAUUCCAAACGAAGACGGUGAGUUCCCAGGAAGGAACUAUACAGUUGGAAAAGUCAUACAACAACUGUAUGAUAUUAGGAAAGCUUCAAACCCCAAACUUGCAAUGACACUCAAAUUGCUUAUGAAUUCGACAUGGGGAUAUUCCAUUAAGAAACCUCAAGAGAUGAAGAGUAAACAUUAUGAGAAGGUCGACAACUUUGUUGAAAGGUUUUCUCCUUUUGUUUUGAAGUACGAAUUCACUCAAGGUCAAAGUGGCUUAGUAACCACAUUAAAACCUAUUGUCGAACAUUGGUCUUACCCUCAGUUCGCAAAGGCAGUCCUUGACAACUACAACAAAUUCUUCUCGGAAGUCAAAUCCAAAGUGAAGGUUUACUAUGAGAACAUCGAUGCACUCAUGACGAACGAAGAAGGCUAUAACAAACUCAUUGAAAUGGGCAUGGUCGGUGAAAAGAUGGGUCAAUUCAAAUUGGACAAAAUUUUCACCGAAGUUCAUGUAAUAUCGAAAAGGAAGUACUGGGGUGUUAAAGAAGAUGGUGAAAUAGUUAAACAUUGCAUGAAAUAA